AUGUCAAGCUACACCCACUUUGGAUCACAGCAACCAGAACAGUCGGUGUCUUAUGCAAAGGUUUCUUCCAUAUCUUCGGUACCACCCUUUGAACGUGCCUAUUUCCCGUCCGCUGCCCAAUGGCCCAACUCGCACAGCAGCAAGCGGAGGCUCUGCCGUCAGCGCAAGCAUUUGGCGUGGUUGUCUUAUGCACUGAUGGUAGUUUUUGUAUUUGGAAUUUACUUUUGCCGGCUGAAGGGCAGCAGUGGGAACGGGGCGAUGGUGGCAAAUAGGAAACUGGCAGAAGAAACUGAUGGAGAUGAAGAAUCCGAUGGACACCUGGAAGGGAAGGUUAAUUCCGAGCUUUGCCACAUCAUUGGUGAAACAACUGGAUCUGCAGAGCAUUUCAAAGCUCCUGGCGAACCCUCAGCUUUGCCAGAGUCAGCGGAGGUGCAGACUAGAACAUUAAGUGGAAAAAGGAAAAGGAAAAAGACGCAGGAGGACACCGGGGUUAGCACCUCUCGACAACAAGACACAGCCAAGACCCAACCGCCCCUAGCACUAGGACAGACCGCUAAUACGCUUUCGGAAGGUUCAGGGGAUGUUACGGGAACAGAUGAGCAACUCAUGAAGAGGGCGAGGAUCGCUGAGUGGGCGAUUGAUCCAGUUGAGGACAUAGAUUUUCUUCUGAGCACUCGGCAGAGCAUUUCCCCAGGAGGACUGGCUGCCCUUGGACUUCAGGCACUCCUCAAUACCGGGAACAAUGGGGUGAAUGGCAGUGUGGCGAGGCCACAACCAGUGAGCUUUCCUGGUGCUUCUCAGGUCCAAGGUACAGCUAACGGUUCGUCACCCCAAGUGCACUUUGGGAAAACGACAGAAGGUGCCCAUGCUACCCUUGGCACAAGUGAUAUUCAUCAUGCUAAGAAGGAGCCGGCCGCUGAAGCACCCGCCACGCUUGCCAGCAGUUCAUUGCAGUAUCCUGCGAGCAGUACCUUGCCACAGUUGGAAGGUGGGCGUAUGCAGGCACAGGAACUGGCGGCAGUUGUACAUGGGAAACCCAGCAAAAUCCCGAAUCAGGAACACUCCACGCAACACCAAGACCUGCACCGGCCCCCUGCACAGGGAGACCAGCGAAACUACACACCGCCUGCUUCCAGUGCAUCAUCCACUCAGAGCGUUCUUAGAAGGUACCUAAUAGCGAGGGCAAGUGCCCGCCGACAGGGUGACAACGUGGCCCAACCGGGUCCUUCGGAAGAGGAUACCCAGGUGGACCCUGCCAUUCGAGAAAAGCUCUUAAAGCAUCCUUUCUACCGACUGCCAGCCGUUGAAUCAGGAGUGUUGGUACAUUACUUUGACUGGACGCACGCCGUGAACUCUUCAGUUUUCCCUCGGCAGCUGGCACAGAAGUUUUUGGAAUUUCAGAGAAUCAUCUGCAAGGAUACGCUUUCUCAGAGUGAAGUCGACGCCCUCGGGUUUACGACUUGGGAUCUCUUGAGGGAUGCAGCUUCCACAAGGAUCACGAUUCUGACGAAACCCUCGUAUUAUGAACUAGUCGAACCACUAGCAAACCGGUUCCUUCUUGUUGAUGCAUUGUUCUGUGCCUGCGAGAUACUGGGGAAGGCAGCAGGGAAGGAACACUGGUGGCCUGGUGUGAUGAGCAAGCUGGCUGCACCACCCGUGCUUAUGGGGAAGGGUGACGCCAAAGCAACCCCAGAAGUGAAGCAAUUUGUGGAAAGUGUUUGUGCUGCUCUUCGCAUUUACCAGAGAGGUGAUCGACCUUCACCGGAAGUCGUCGUUGGUAUCAAGAAGCAACUGUUUGGGGAUCCGCCGAUACAUCGCGCCUUCUCCCGGAUGGUAUGGGGUUGGUUUAGGCAAGUAUUGUCGAAGGCUGAACAAUCAUAG
Messenger RNA from Eimeria maxima, 1881 nucleotides. RefSeq lists its product as hypothetical. The transcript is spliced from 2 exons. The record is from RefSeq and is a predicted model, not a curated record. NCBI's taxonomy places the organism in Eukaryota, Apicomplexa, Conoidasida, Eucoccidiorida, Eimeriidae. The coding region runs from base 1 to 1881 and encodes 626 amino acids.